Messenger RNA from Dioscorea cayenensis subsp. rotundata (Guinea yam), 1582 nucleotides. Its product is annotated as tetratricopeptide repeat domain-containing protein PYG7, chloroplastic. The transcript has 5 exons. Gene Ontology annotation, biological process: receptor-mediated virion attachment to host cell. NCBI's taxonomy places the organism in Eukaryota, Viridiplantae, Streptophyta, Magnoliopsida, Dioscoreales, Dioscoreaceae. Gene Ontology annotation, molecular function: protein binding. The record is from RefSeq and is a predicted model, not a curated record. The coding region runs from base 134 to 1063 and encodes 309 amino acids. Gene Ontology annotation, cellular component: cell outer membrane.
ACCAUCGAGCGCCACGUUCCGCCUCAGCACUCUCGCCAUGCCUCCCUCCUCGUCGCGCUGCUCCGUCCGCGCUCUCGCCGACGCCUGAGCUCCUCUCAGCGUCACUGCCCGGGUUCCUCCUUCCCCUUCACCGAUGGCCUCCCUAGCCACGGCUCCCCGGCCUCCCCACCGUGCUUCAUCGAUCUCCCCCAAGUGCUCCCACGGCUUCAAACGAACCCUUAUCGCUCGUUCUCCUUCCAUGCCUUUCUCCUCACUCUGUUUUCCCGGGAGAAACCUUUUCUUGAACGCUAUUUUGGACAAGGAAGCAAAAAUAAUGAGCUUGAUCCAAAAGAGACAUGAAGAGCUUUUCCAGAGCAUGUUCUUCAAUGAGGAAGCAAAAACUGAUAAAGAUUUGUUGCUGCGACUGUGUGCCUUUUCAUGUGGAAUAGCAUCAUGGUUGAGUUCUGCACAGAUGGCCCAGUCGAAUGAGGGCGCAAGACUGAACAUGGUCUAUGAGAUCGGAGAAUUAUUUGAAUUAGGAAUCCAACUUUCUUACUUGGUCAUAUUGUUGGGUUUGCUUGGAACUGGGACUUUUUUUGUCAUUCGCCAGGUUCUUGUUCGUCGCGAGCUUGACCUUUCAGCGAAGGAAUUGCAGGAGCAAGUUCGAAGUGGUGAUGCUACUGCUGCUGGGUACUUUGAGCUCGGUGCUGUAAUGCUGAGAAGGAAAUUUUACCCAGCUGCUACCAAAUAUUUGCUACAAGCGAUUGAGAAAUGGGAUGGAGAAGACCAGGAUCUUGCUCAGGUCUAUAAUGCUCUUGGUGUAAGCUAUGUCCGUGACAACAAACUCGACAAAGGUAUAGCCCAAUUCGAGAAAGCUGUGAAGCUUCAACCAGGCUAUGUGACAGCUUGGAACAAUCUCGGCGACGCAUAUGAGAAGAAAAAUGAUUUAAGAUCAGCUCUUAAAGCAUUUGAGGAAGUCCUCCUCUUUGAUCCAAACAAUAAGGUGGCAAGGCCUCGGCGAGAUGCUCUCCGUGACCGGGUUGAAUUAUACAAGGGAAUCCCUCUAAAAUCAGAGGACCGGUAAUACAUCCAACUUUUUUCAGCUCUUGUGGAGUUGUUGGUGUAUCACAUCUCCAAGAAUUUUUUUUAUUGUAAUGAUGAGAUAUGCAAGUAGUUUUGUUUUUCUUGGAGCUUUGAUGAUCUAGCAUUCAAUUGGUAGUUUGGAAGUGUUGCACAGUGAUAGGUUGGCAGAGUUGGAAUAGUUUCCAUUUAAUAUCUUGAAUCUCAAAGGCUUAGGGAACUUUGAAUCACCAUCAGUAGUUGUCUUUCCAAGUGGAUAGGACUGAUUAUUGAUGACAUUUGUGAUGUUUUGGUGGACUUAAACAAGCUUUUUUUUUUUUUUUUUUCAAAAAAAAAUCUAACUUUAGCUUUAUUGCUUGACUAAAAAUAAAGCUAAAGUUAUGAUUUUAUCAUUGGCCUAACUCAACCCACCAAAUUUGUUUGAUUGUGCUUAUUAGUCUGCUGAGGAAAGUAGAGAGAAAAAUUUGUUGUCUUUUUGUGGGAAGUUUAAGAAUUUCAAUAGAGAAAAUUGAUUGUUAUGCAA